UUCUGGCGUAAAAGAUAUCUGCUCAUUAGUGCUGCACUGACCGACUGAUCUUUCCUUACAUUCGCUCAGUCGGCAAAAUAGCACAGAGGAGGUGUCAUUCACAUACAUUUCUCACUUUCCUUUAGUACAUAAUGGCAAGUCACACAACUGGGUUAUUCUUAUUUUGUGUUUCGGUGGCGUUCUCCUAUGUUUCCACGUCUCCCCACGUCUGCAGCAACUCCCUCAUACCUGGAGCUAAAGGAGACCAAGGAGAGAUUGGAUACGAAGGAGAUGAGGGCAGAAUGGGGAAGAACGGACCACCAGGACAUCCAGGAGCAGUAGGAGAUGUGGGAUCGAAGGGCGAUGUUGGUCACAUAGGAAAGAUGGGGCCCAUUGGAGCCCAAGGAGACAAAGGAAACACAGGCUUGGAUGGACCCUUGGGUUUGAAGGGGAAAGCAGGCACUACUUGUGACUGUGGAAGGUACAGGAAGGUGAUUGGACAGAUGGAUGUCAAUUUGGGCAAGCUGAGGAACACAGUCAAGUUUGUCAAAAAUAUCAUGUUGGGCCUGACAGAAAGUGACGAGCAUUACUACCUGCUGGUGAAGGAGGCCAAAAGAUUCACGGAGGCCUCGAUGAACUGCGAGCUGAGAGGCGGCAUCCUGGCCAUGCCGAAUAAUAUUGAUAUUAACCGCCUCAUAGCUGAUUAUGUCAGUCAGUCUGGACUCACGAGGGUUUACAUCGGAGUACAGGCUAAAAACACAGACACGCUCAUACAUGAGGGAAGAAACAGUUCCCGGGACACAGAUUCCAAACCACUCAAGGACUUUCCUGCAUGGAGUCAAGACGAGGAGCUCACCUCUUCCAGCCACAAUGCGAGUUGUGUGGAGCUGCUCAGCACAGGGACAUGGAGUCAUGUGGAGUGUGACAUGGCUAUGUUUUUCAUCUGUGAGUUUCCAAAAAGCAGGAUAAGAGGAUGAGGAGGAGAAAGAAGUGCGACUUACUCUGCAUCUUGUGUCAUUGAACAGACUUUUCUUACAAAUCCAGUCCAGUAAAUGAUACAUUACACUGAA
Messenger RNA from Hippocampus zosterae (dwarf seahorse), 1049 nucleotides. RefSeq names its product collectin sub-family member 10 (C-type lectin) (gene colec10). The record is from RefSeq and is a predicted model, not a curated record. NCBI's taxonomy places the organism in Eukaryota, Metazoa, Chordata, Actinopteri, Syngnathiformes, Syngnathidae. Bases 132 to 956 code for a protein of 274 amino acids. The transcript has 7 exons.